Capronia epimyces CBS 606.96 is the source of this 1896-nucleotide messenger RNA. RefSeq lists its product as uncharacterized. Gene Ontology annotation, biological process: protein polyubiquitination; ubiquitin-dependent protein catabolic process; positive regulation of proteasomal ubiquitin-dependent protein catabolic process. NCBI's taxonomy places the organism in Eukaryota, Fungi, Ascomycota, Eurotiomycetes, Chaetothyriales, Herpotrichiellaceae. The transcript has a single exon. The record is from RefSeq and is a predicted model, not a curated record. Gene Ontology annotation, molecular function: ubiquitin protein ligase activity; ubiquitin conjugating enzyme binding; zinc ion binding. Gene Ontology annotation, cellular component: cytoplasm; ubiquitin ligase complex. The coding region runs from base 1 to 1896 and encodes 631 amino acids.
AUGGCUCAGAGGCUGGGAGUUCCCCGGGUCGACCCCGAUGGUGAUGCCCUCAUGGCUGACGAUCAACCUGACGAGACGAGAAUCCCACCAGAGUUCCCACCUCGCAGCUACUACACGAACUGGCAGAACUAUGGACUACGCUGGCACCCAUUCCCACCCGCCAUUCCCAGAUUCUCAUCUGCUGCCAGCCAAGAUCGACUGGCACUUCCACCUGACCAGACCCUGCCAGCCUUGAGAACCCCCAUCAACUAUCCCACCUCGUUUGAGCCUUACUACCCGAAUUCAUUUGGGAACCUUCGGUACCUGCCUCCUCCGUUUCCGCCGUUUCCGCGUACGACAACUCAGCCUCAGCUGUUUCCUCCUUCCGUCGAGAUCGGUACACGUUCAGCGACUGAUCCUUCACCCAGACCUGCCUUCGGAGAACAGCCUUCCAGCGUCGAGCCGCGACGGUCUCUCACCUCAGACAUAGAGUCACCAGCAUCCCUUCCACAUCUGUCGACAGUUUUUCCUAAUCACAUGUACAUAGAUCGGCAGCCACUGGCCAGCGUACAAGAGCCUCGGUCACAGAGACCGCAUGGGGCGAAUAGUACUGGUCAACAGGCGUCUCGCCCUACAACCUUCAUGUUGCGCGCUCAUGAUAGCGUGGAGCUGAUCGAAGAGAGACUGCUGCAAUCACUUGAUGGUCCUCCGGACAGGUUGAAGCAUUCAGGUCCGGAGGCUGCCUCUCUUCAUACAGGCUCUUUGAACGAUAUGGCAGACUCACGAGCACUACAGCAAGCAGUCCGGGCUUCACCACCUCCUCAUCCCGGUGGCAUGGGGCGGCCACUACCUCAAAAUCAAAUGUCACUCGACAGCAAUGUGACCGGCACCGGCACCAUUCCUGGCAAUCGUGCACCACAACCACGUACUCCACGUCCACGUCACCGCCGCAGAAUGUCUCGGCCUCCUAUCCCUCGUGUCGCAUGUACGGCAUGUAUGGAAGACUUCAAACUCGACGAUCUGCUCAAUCUAGCUUGCGCAUGCCGCUAUUGUACACCAUGUCUCAAUGCAGCAUUCCGAGCGGGCUGUACCAGUAAGGCUGCGUUUCCGCCUAAGUGCUGUGGCCGCCCUCUGCGCAUUUCUGUGUGGGGAAGCAUGCUUGAGGCCGAUAUUCUGGAGCGAUACAAAUUGAUUGAGGCCGAUUUCAGCUCUACUCGCCCUCUUUACUGUGCUUCUCAGACCUGCUCCGCCUUCAUUCCUGAACACCAACGGAAUCUUCCCGAGGAUAUCGGAACAUGUCCAGAUUGUAAGGCAAUCACCUGCAGCAAAUGCAGAAAACCGAUGGAGGAACACGAAGCAUUGGGUGCUGACCCGCGGAUCUGCCCGGCUGACGACGCAGAAGUAAUUGCCUUGUACGCUCUGGGAAGUAUGAAGAAAUGGAGACAGUGCCCAACCUGCCUGAACAUGGUAGAACGCACAGAAGGUUGCAACCACAUGGAUUGUGUGUGUGGAGUCGAGUUCUGCUACCGAUGUGGAAACCUCUUUGACGAAGACGACAAUUGCGGUUGCGACCCGAGCUCCUGGGACGAGGACGAUGAUGACGACGAUGAUGACGAUGACGACGAUGAGAAUCAAGCAGGUGAGGGUGGAGGCAAUGAGGGAAAUGAAGACGGCGAGGCAGAAGCGUGGCCCAAUUUUCGCAUGGCGGUCGAUGCAUCAGGCAGACCCGUGUGUCUACAUCUGCACACCGAAAGCAAUGGCGAUGAUGUUCUCGUUUGCCAUGGAUGUCUCAGACAUGGGCCGGUGCAAAGCUGCAAUGAUUGCGGCGUGGAGCUCUGUCAAACCUGUGUGGAAGAUGUGCGCAGUACUGCACGCGGUCGUCGUGUUGAACUCAUUGACACCGAUGACGAUGACUGA